CACUAUUUAAGUGGUAGCAAGAAUGGGCUGUGAAUCGCGUCGGCUUUCUCCACAAAGGGAAACGCUGUCAUCUUAUCUGUAGCAUCACUGAGCUGAAGAGAGGGAACAGAGGAAAGUCUGCAGGACUCCUGGUGCCACUAUGAGCUAUGUAAAGUGUGCAAAAUACAUCGGAUACUGUCUGGUGUGGGCUGCUGUCUUCUGCAUCGUAGCUAAUGCUUUGCUCUACUUUCCUAAUGGGGAAACAAAGUAUGCUACCGAGGACAACCUCAGCCGCUUUGUGGGCUACUUUGCUGGCAUUGUAGGCGGAGGCCUGCUGAUGCUCCUACCAGCAUGUGUGUUCAUUGGGCUGGAGGAAGAGGACUGCUGUGGGUGCUGCGGCUUUGUAAACUAUGGCAAGGGAUGCUCGAUGCUUUUUUAUGUGCUGGCUGCUCUGAUUGGACUCAUGGGAUCUGGCUACUGUGUCAUUGUGGCAUCGCUGGGUUUGGCAGAGGGACCAAAGUGCAUCGAUGCCAACGGAGUAUGGAACUACACCUUUGCCAGCACUGAGGGACAGUACCUUCUGGAUUCCUCUAUGUGGUCCAAGUGCUAUGAGCCCAAGCAUAUUGUGGAGUGGCAUGUGACUCUAUUUUCUAUCCUCUUGACUUUCUCUGCGAUUGAAUUCAUCUUGUGUCUCAUUCAAGUGAUAAAUGGAGUGCUUGGAGGCACAUGCGGCUAUUGCUGCUCUCGCCAGCAGCAAUAUAACUGCUAAAAAAAGAACACAAGACAGAACCGCGUGCUUCCUGUAUUUCACUGUAAUUUGUAUAUUUUACCUGUGUUGUGAGACUUUGCACCUUGUGUCAUAUCCCACCCUUUCUGCUUUUAUAAGGAAAUGUGCUGACAUCAUGGUAUGAUGUCAGUGUUUACAUUCAUAAAACAAACUUUGUUUUGAAGAACGAGGCAGCAGACCCCACUCACUCAGAAGGGAUUUUACAGACUUAAUGACUGUUCUCAGCAUAGCUGAGAUAAACUCUUCAAUGUUUGAGAUAAAAAUCAUAUCUAACUAUUGUCCAUACGUGCAUUUGUUCUUUUAAUAAAAGAUCUCUGGUUUCUUUUUUAAGACCAAGAAGGACCAAAAAAAAAAAAAAA
Molecule: messenger RNA, 1125 nt
Organism: Arvicanthis niloticus (Nile rat)
Lineage: Eukaryota; Metazoa; Chordata; Mammalia; Rodentia; Muridae
Gene: Tm4sf1
Product: transmembrane 4 L six family member 1
Cellular component (GO): membrane
Source: RefSeq, a predicted model, not a curated record